CAACAACGAACGAACGAAAGAAAGCGAGAGAAAUACUGCUUGACAAUUUGAAAAGAAUAAAAACAAAUAUACAUAUAAAUAUACAUAUAUACGAGAUAUAGAAAUAAAGACACAGUUUAGAUCAUGUUCACAGAAGUCGCCCUCUCAGCAUCAAGCACAGACUCAACAAUCUAUGUGUGGGACAUCCGCUCAGGGUCAACCCUCUUUUCAUUCAAACAGUCAAUGUCACCAAAGGCUGGCCUGGCUCGUGUGCCUCGUCCAGGUGCUACUCUCCAGACAGGUGCUAUUCUCACUGCACAGACUGACCGCGCUGUGCUCAAUGUCUACGGCUGGCAACGCGAUCAGAUUCUUCACAAAAUGACAACUCCCGAAAAAAUAAUUACCGUCACUGCAUCACACCAGGGAGCAUACGUAGCAGGUGCCACAGCAACCGGUCGAGUAUAUCUCUGGCACAUCGCAACCGGCCACCUCUUGCGCGUAUUCGAAGCUCAUUAUCGCGCAAUUACCCGUCUUGCAUUCAGCGACGACGACACCACUCUACUGACUGCCAGUGAAGAUGCCUCUGUCAACGUCUGGGUUCUGGCCAACCUUCUGGACACAACCCAGAGCGACGACCAGCACGAUGCCAUGGAACGUCCUUCGCCUCUUUACUCCUGGUCAGACCACACACUCCCAAUCACAGAUAUGCACGUCGGAUGUGGUACCAUGGCUGGUGCUCGUGUUUACACUGCCAGUCAGGAUCAUACCGUCAAACUAUGGGAUCUGGCUACCGGAAAGCACCUCACCACCUUCCUUUUCCCAAAACCAGUCUCUGUAGUCGUCGUAAAUCCCUCAGAAAGCAUGCUCUUUGCUGCGUGCGAAGACAAAAUCUAUUCAGUCGAGUUGUACAGAAGACGCCAGGACAAGACAUACGGUACACACACCGUAGAGAGUGUUGGUGGGAUGGGUAAGGUUGAAUCAGUCGGCAUCAAAACAGUUGACCCAAUUUCAUCCAAAAUCCAAGCAAGCUCUGAACCAUCUCUUGGAACUGUGUUCUCUGGUCACACUGGACCUAUUACAGGUCUUAGUCUAUCAUUCGAUGAUAGUCUUUUGGUUUCUUCAUCAGAAGAUGGAAAUUGUAUAGUAUGGGAUGUAGCCAGUCGACAGCCAUUACGUAAAUUUGAGUCCCACAAGGGACAUGUUACUUUUGUCUCUUGCUUCUUGCGCCCAGCGGAAUUACUCACAGGUGCUAGCUCACAAAAGAUCACUCCCAUGGCGUGGAAACCAUUUAAACGUGCCAUGGUGUCACAAGAAGAAGAGCGUAGAAAUGGAUCAGAGCAAAUCGUGAUGGACACCCACAUGGAUCUUAAACAACAUCAACAGCUUGUUGAGGCUGGUCCUCUUUAUUCUUCAUUACCCACCCCAACAGAAUCUAUUCAGAAAGCAAAGAUAAUGUUAAAAGAGAUGAAGACUGAAGAUUCUAGUACAUCUUUACAAUCCCAGGUUACAGCACUUCAGUCUGAAUUGAUCCGUCUAAAUGAACAUCACGGAAAGGUAAAAGCGCUACAUGACGAAUUGUACAAUACAAUGGUGGAUGAAUUUGUCUCCAAGCGUCGGAAGCACACAGCAUAAUACAAUAUCAUAUCAUAUCAUAUAAUAAAGAAAAAAAGAAGAAAUCG
This is a messenger RNA of Phycomyces blakesleeanus NRRL 1555(-), 1658 nucleotides long. RefSeq lists its product as hypothetical. Gene Ontology annotation, biological process: DNA-templated DNA replication; rRNA processing. The coding region runs from base 124 to 1611 and encodes 495 amino acids. The record is from RefSeq and is a predicted model, not a curated record. Lineage: Eukaryota; Fungi; Mucoromycota; Mucoromycetes; Mucorales; Phycomycetaceae. Gene Ontology annotation, cellular component: nuclear pre-replicative complex. The transcript is spliced from 4 exons. Gene Ontology annotation, molecular function: protein binding.